This is a messenger RNA of Onthophagus taurus, 1882 nucleotides long. The record is from RefSeq and is a predicted model, not a curated record. NCBI's taxonomy places the organism in Eukaryota, Metazoa, Arthropoda, Insecta, Coleoptera, Scarabaeidae.
CAGGAACUUCAAAAAAAAUCUCGUUUAUUCUUCAAUAAGACCCGGAAGGAAACCAGGAGACCCAACCGUUACAAAUCUACGAGCUUUGAAAUACUAGCAAAAAAUUUUUUUUAAACUAAAUUUUGAUAGUGAGUAUGAAGAGCUACCACAAAGAACAAGAAAAACUAUUUCUUCCACUAACAAUGAAUAUGAACAACUUCAUAAUCAAAGAAUAAAAAUAAAAAAAAACAAAUAUGAGCACCUUCAACAGUUGAAGUCGGUUAUACAUAUGUAUAUAAAAAAAUGUUUUUUGUGAUUUCCCAAAAGUUAUCAUUUUGGACUUACGUGUUAUUGAUUUGAGACCAUCGAUAUAUUUAUUAAUUUCCUAAUUCUUAGGUAUGGAUACGUGGUUGGCAAGCGGAACAAGAAAAGAGUUACAACCUAAUGUAGAAAGCUUUCAAUUGGCAAGUUCUUCCCAAAAUCGGGAGCAAAAAAUUAAAGGUGACCAGUCUUCACUAGAAUUAAAAGAGAAAAGGAGAAAGUACUGCGAAGAAUACAUUAAAUAUGGAUUUUCAUAUGUAGGAGAUAAUAACUGCCCUAAACCACAAUGUAUAAUAUGUGGAGACAUAUUAUCAAAUGGCUGCAUGAAACCUUCCUUACUCUUAAGACAUUUACAAACUAAACAUGCUAAUUAUAAAAAUAAGGACCAUAGCUUUUUUAAACGCUUGGAGAAAAGUAAGAAUAAAUACAAUUUAACGUCAUACAAACUAUCAUCAAAUAAAGAUCUCGAAAACGCCAUUGAAACUAGUUAUCUCGUCAGUUACCGUAUUGCCAAAUGUGGCAAAAAUCACACAAUUGCCGAGAAUCUGAUUCUUCCUGUAUAAAAGAUGUUGUUCGUUGUAUGCUCGGUUGUGUUUGUAUUGAAAUGGAUUUUGAACGUGAAAGUAGCAGUGACGAAGAGUUGAUUGAAGAUCUGGAAGAAAUCAACGAAUUAUUUCCUAUUCGUGGUGGCCGAGUCAUGAAAGAAAGAAUCGAUCAUGUUCAACAUUUAUCUGACGUCGAAUUCGUAAAGAGGUUCCGCCUCUCCAAAGAAUGUUUUCAUCGGUUGUUGUCAGAGGUUGAAGAAAACAUUAAACCACGAACGGAAAGAAAUUCAGCAAUAUUUGCCUCAAACCGGUUAUUAUUAACAUUAAGAUUUUUUGCUACGGGUAAUAUGUUGCUGGCUGUGGCUGAUUUUUGUGGGGUCAGUGAAGCUGCAGCAUCCCAAAUAGUGAAGUUGGUGGCAAUAGCCAUUGCCAAUUUAAGACCCCAAUACUGCAAAAUGCCGGAGGGUGACGACAUUGGAAAAGCGCAAAGAAACUUUUAUAACAUUGCUCGAUUUCCUUUGGUUAUUGGCACCAUCGAUUGUACGCAUGUACGAAUUCAAUCGCCAGGUGGAGACCAAGCAGAAAAUUUUAGGAAUAGAAAAGGCUAUUUUUCCUUUAAUGUACAGACGGUAUCGGACGCAAAUCUGAAAAUUUUAGAUAUAGUGGCUAGAUGGCCUGGAUCCACGCACGAUCAAACUAUUUUUAAUAAUAGCAGUAUACGCAACAGGUUUGAACAGGGCCAUUUUGGAAACGGUAUAUUGCUUGGGGACAGUGGGUAUCGCAAUACAAAUUAUUUGUUAACUCCCCUUGUCGCACCAAGGACAGAGGCAGAGCGUCUCUAUAAUGAAGCUCAAAUAAGGACCCGAAAUGUCGUAGAACGGCAGUAUGGGGUUUGGAAGAGACGAUUCCAAGUUUUAAGAUUGGAAAUGAGGGUGGCGACGGAAAGGUAACAAUUAGAACCAAUUAGUUAAAAAAAUUAAAAGAAGAACCGUUACCAUCCGAGGAUGAGGAUGACGAUAAUAACCAAGACAUAGAAG